This is a messenger RNA of Pseudophryne corroboree (corroboree frog), 3431 nucleotides long. It is a transcript of the gene DGLUCY, whose product is annotated as D-glutamate cyclase. Lineage: Eukaryota; Metazoa; Chordata; Amphibia; Anura; Myobatrachidae. The transcript is spliced from 13 exons. The coding region runs from base 121 to 1971 and encodes 616 amino acids. The record is from RefSeq and is a predicted model, not a curated record. Gene Ontology annotation, molecular function: D-glutamate cyclase activity. Gene Ontology annotation, biological process: glutamate metabolic process.
GAUGGCACUGUGGUAGCCAGAACUUAUAUUCCAUAGGAACCUUUGUUCUGUGGCCUUGUGUCGCUCGGUGGUGUGUGUUGUCCUGAGCUGUCAUUUAUAUACUACAAGGGGGACACGGGUAUGGGAUGUCUGCGUGCGCUGAGGUCUCUCGCUCCGACUGCUGUCCGAGGAUUAAUCCGACACAAUCAAAUCAACGUCCGCAACACAUCGGGGAUGUCUGCAGGUUACAACCAGGCCAAUGUGGUGAUCCUGCAGAAAGCCCUAGCAGAUGACUUUGAGAGGUUCUGCCAUGCUAACUCCGGCCCCCUGCCCCUAUUGUACCGCAGUGCCCCUGGGCAGUGGACGUGCCCUCCGCUGAGCAGUGACUCGGACAUUCGGACAGAUUGCCUCCAGUAUCGGAGAUAUGAGCAUGGCACCUACACUGGCACUGCCACCAGCCUGGACACUUACUCGCAGCAGCUGCAGGACAUGGUGACCUUUUACCUGGGCUGCAGCUUUACCUUUGAGAGCGCGAUGCAGAAGUUGGGGGUCCCGGUGCGGAACGUGGAGCAGGAACGGAACGUCAGCAUGUACAAGACUGCAGUUCCCUGCCAGGCGGUGGGUCCAUUUUCCUGCAAUCUGGUGGUCACCAUGAGACCGAUUCCUCAGGACCAGCUGCGUGCUGCAGUAAUAGCCACACACCCUAUGGCGGAAUACCACGGGGCACCCGUCCAUAUUGGCUCCUCAGAUUUCCUGGGCAUCAGAGACCUGCAGAACACAGAUUACGGAGACGCGGUGCAGCUGCAGCCGGGAGAUGUUCCGGUAUUCUGGGCCUGUGGGGUGACCGGGGUGGAAGCGGUUCUUAGCUGCAAACCCGUCUUGGCGUUCACUCAUUCUCCAGGCUGCAUGUUCAUUACCGACGUCAAAAACGAGGACGCAGCAGAACCGCGUUCCACAGAGGUGCCGGAGGUUGUGCAAAUCUCCUCCGAUCCGCUGCAUUACAGCCUGGUCUCCCAGCGCACGGCGGACAGGAUCCGAGCACUGGAGGCAAUCAUUGGGGUGGACCCAGGUGAGCGCGGCAUCACACACCUGCUCACUAAGGACGAGCUGCUGAAGUCCUGUCUGUCUCUGUCUCACGCCAAGUCUGUGCUGAUAACCACCGGAUUCCCCACCCACUUCCAGCACCAGCCCCCAGAGGAGACCGAUGGCCCGCCUGGAGCGCUCGCUAUCGCGGCCAUGCUGCAAGCCCUGGGGAAGGAGGUCGCCAUAGUAACGGAUGAACGCGCCAUUGACAUGAACAGAAGUAUUGUGGAGAAGGCCGUAGAGCAAGGAGCGCUGGCGGCGUCUGUGCCUCUGCUUUCUUACAAAGAGGACGCUGCGGAUUCCGCCCUGAGAUUCCUGUGUGAGAAUGGAGACCCCGCCUCGCCCAGGUUUGACCACUUGGUAGCCAUAGAACGGGCUGGACGGGCAAGCGAUGGCAAUUAUUACAAUGCCAGAAAAAUAAACAUUAAACAUUUGGUGGAUCCCAUUGAUAACUUGUUUGUGGCUGCACAGAAUAUUCCAGGUGUCACCACGACCGGAAUUGGAGAUGGAGGAAACGAGCUUGGAACAGGCAAAGUAAAGGAGGCCGUAAAAAAGUACAUCCCAAACGGAGACGUCAUUGCGUGUGAUGUGGCGGCAGACUUCACCGUAAUUGCUGGUGUGUCUAACUGGGGAGGUUAUGCUGUUUCCUGUGCCUUAUACCUCCUAAACACCUGUGAGAUCCACGAGCGUUACCUGAGGAGAGCCGUUGGAUUCCCCAAAUUGUCAGCACCUGAGCCAUGGGCGUCGUCGCUGCCUUCUGUCAGUAAGGAGGAGAAGCUGCUGCAGAUACUGGUCAGCCAUGGAGUCCGCAGCGGGAAGACCGGAAAUCUGGCCAUGGAGGUUGAUGGUCUGCCAUUCUUCAACACCCAUUCUGAGAUGAUUCAGCGUCUCCUGGACGUCACAGCGUAGCCACACGUCACACUAUUUUAUUCAGGGAUCACAGGGACAUAUUCCGCAGGACGUACAGAUGUAAUGGCACAGCGACAUAGUGUAUAACGCAGUAAGCGCAGACUGACGGGAGACGUACACUAGGUGCUGUACAUGUGAUUUAGCUUUGUGUUGCGGUGUAAUACUUAGCGUUGUGGAAUUCUUGGUCAGACAGAUCUCCGUCCAUUGGAGUUUUCUAUUUCCAAACACGUCGUCCUUUCUAAGGCGCUCUCAGUACAGGUCACACCGCUCUUUGUCAUCGCCCUUCUUCUCCCGCCUGUCUGUUUGUUCUCAGAUGUGAGGCGGGCAGGUGAAGAACACGCCAGGUCUUCAGGAAUGCCCCAGCAGCACAGAUUAUGUCACAGGGGAACGUCUUAUUUUGUCAGUUUCCGCUCAUCUGCCCAUUUUGCAGAUCAGGGCUGUGCGUUAUUUGGGUAAAACCAGCAUUUCUGGGAUUUGGUGCAAUCGGACAACAAGCCGAGAAUGGGUCUGUGUGCCUCAUUAACAUGGAUCUUAUUGUGUUUUAAGUUGAGCUUCAUCAGCGAGUGACUUCUCAGCCCUGUAUGCUAUUAUUACUUUGUAAGAUGUAGGAGAGAGCUGGUCUACUAUCGAGAUCCAGAUUACAGUGUUAUCUAGAUGGUGUAGGUGCCCUAGUGCUCUUGCAGGUAUGUUCCCCGGGGUCUCUAGCUCCUCUUGGACAUGUAACAAUGCUAUUUGUGCCCCUUGCAUAUUUGGUUGGGUUGCCCAGCUCUUUGUCCCUUUUGGCAUUUGGCUCUGGAGAUCAUGGGUAGAGACACCCGGUUGAUCCCUCCUUCUGGCUCUUGAAUAGGCUCAGGCCCCAUUCCCUGCUAUCACGGUCACUCCUUACACCUCUCACCACAGCUGCUAAGUGGUUGUUCCGGGUCAUUGGAGAAUCCACCCACCAUUAGGGAACGGUUCUCUAGACUUGAUCAUUAGGUGGCCACGGAUGACAUUCUGGGGUCUGGGGCCCGUGGUCGCUGUUUAGUCCAGAAGGUAUACUGAUGCGUCCCAUAGGACCUUUGCUCCAAGACUGCCUCUGUUUAUUCUUUUUGUUGUGUGGGGGAGAGGGGUACCAGGCCCCUGCGCUACUUACCAUCCUGCUAUGAUGCUGCUGGGGCCCCUAGUGUCAGGUGAGGUUUCUUCACGUCCCCUCCUUCCCAUCUCCUCAUUCCUCUGUCUCUUACGCCCCCACCCCCCCCCCCACCCCAAUACGUUUCUCUCAGCGAUUGUCUAUUGCGGCUCUGGCUGGACAGGCUCCGGACCCUUCCUUUUAUAUGGAAACCGUGCCGCAGCCUGUUGUUGCCUUUCCUUUUUCUAUUAAUAUCCGACACAUGUGUUAGUGCAAUGCCAAAUGUUUUGGUUCCUUGAUGUCUGGUAUAUCCCCUGUGUCUUCUGCAAUAAAAGCUUAUUCCACAAUAUAA